AUGAAGCUCGUCCUCCUCCUCACCGCCUUCACCCUUGCCGUCGCCACACCUGUCCCCGAGGACCUCGACGUCCGAGCCCCGGACGCUGACGCCGACACCUCCAUCCCAUCGUCGCAGUGGCACGUCCGCCCCGUCCCCGGCAAAUGCAGCCCAAUCUAUUGCAUCCGCGCGCCGUGUCUUUCGAGCUGCUGCCCCAACCAAAAGCAGUACUGCCCGUGGGGCUUCAGCUGCUACGGCUCGCCGCCCAAGUGCUGCCCGCCCGGCUGGUGGUGCGACGCGCCAAAUGGCCCCAUCAACUGCCGCGUGAAUCAGUGCUAG
Molecule: messenger RNA, 318 nt
Organism: Cutaneotrichosporon oleaginosum
Lineage: Eukaryota; Fungi; Basidiomycota; Tremellomycetes; Trichosporonales; Trichosporonaceae
Source: RefSeq, a predicted model, not a curated record